Messenger RNA from Sycon ciliatum, 1887 nucleotides. RefSeq names its product tubulin alpha-1 chain-like. The record is from RefSeq and is a predicted model, not a curated record. The transcript is spliced from 6 exons. Gene Ontology annotation, biological process: mitotic cell cycle; microtubule cytoskeleton organization. Gene Ontology annotation, molecular function: GTP binding; structural constituent of cytoskeleton. Lineage: Eukaryota; Metazoa; Porifera; Calcarea; Leucosolenida; Sycettidae. Bases 154 to 1515 code for a protein of 453 amino acids. Gene Ontology annotation, cellular component: cytoplasm; microtubule.
GAUGGAGCGCCACAUAAACGCCUUGACGCGCUCAGCGCGCUCUAGAAUCACUUGCGGGAGGCCAUCAAAUUCUCUUUGCGAGUUUCUUCCGACUGCUGGACUAAGAAAUCUCCUUCCCUUCUUCUUCGAAGCAUUCUUCUUCAACAACCGACAAUGCGUGAAGUAAUCUCCAUCCAUGUUGGCCAGGCUGGCGUCCAGAUGGGCAAUGCCUGCUGGGAGUUGUACUGCCUUGAGCAUGGCAUCCAGCCUGACGGACAAAUGCCGUCCGACAAGACUGUUGGAGGUGGCGACGACUCCUUCAACACCUUCUUCAGCGAGACUGGCGCUGGCAAGCACGUUCCCCGCACAGUCAUGGUCGACUUGGAGCCAACUGUUAUUGAUGAGGUGCGUACCGGUACCUAUCGUCAGCUCUUCCACCCUGAGCAAUUAAUUACAGGCAAAGAGGAUGCCGCCAACAACUAUGCUCGCGGUCACUACACCGUCGGAAAGGACAUUAUUGACAUUGUUCUCGACCGUUGUCGCAAACUGGCUGACCAGUGUACCGGUCUGCAGGGUUUCCUCAUCUUCCAUUCGUUCGGUGGUGGUACCGGCUCUGGAUUUGCUUCUCUGCUUAUGGAGCGUCUCUCCGUGGACUACGGAAAGAAGAGCAAGCUGGAGUUUGCCAUCUACCCAGCCCCUCAGAUUUCUUCCGCUGUGGUUGAGCCCUACAACAGUGUACUGACCACUCACACCACACUGGAGCAUUCUGACUGCGCCUUCAUGGUUGACAACGAAGCCACCUAUGACAUCUGCCGUCGCAACCUGGACAUCCAGCGCCCGACUUACACCAAUCUGAACCGCAUGAUCGCUCAGGUGGUCUCCUCUAUCACUGCUUCCCUGCGAUUUGAUGGUGCAUUGAACGUGGACUUGACUGAGUUCCAGACCAACUUGGUGCCAUACCCACGUAUUCACUUCCCACUGGUCACAUAUGCUCCCAUCAUCAGCGCCGAGAAGGCCUACCACGAGCAGCUGAGUGUCAGCGAGAUCACCAACUCCUGCUUUGAGCCGGCCAACCAGAUGGUGAAGUGCGACCCACGUCACGGCAAGUACAUGGCCUGUUGCCUACUGUACCGUGGUGAUGUUGUGCCCAAGGAUGUCAACGCAUCCAUUGCCACCAUCAAGACAAAGCGUACCAUCCAGUUUGUCGACUGGUGCCCAACUGGUUUCAAGGUCGGUAUCAACUACCAGCCACCAACUGUUGUACCCGGUGGUGACUUGGCCAAGGUACAGCGUGCCGUCUGCAUGUUGUCCAACACCACUGCCAUUGCUGAGGCAUGGGCUCGUCUGGAUCACAAGUUUGAUCUGAUGUACGCCAAGCGUGCCUUUGUCCAUUGGUAUGUUGGUGAGGGUAUGGAGGAAGGUGAAUUCUCUGAGGCUCGUGAAGAUCUUGCUGCCCUCGAGAAGGACUAUGAAGAGGUCGGUGUCGACACUGCUGAUGGCGAGGGUGAAGGCGAGGGUGAGGGAGAGGAGUACUAGAUCAUUGGUAUUAAUCACACAGGCGCUCACUUUCUCACGUAUCCAUCGAUCUGAUAUGACGUCGUUCAUACUUCAAACACACUCUACACGAUUGUUUUGCUAUUGAAGUACAAGCUCACUCUCAAACUGUAUGAAAUACAAGUUGAAACUCUCUUUCAUGAUCACCUGGGUUUUCUACAUCAUAUUCUUUUGCAUACGAUCUAUUAUACUGGUCAACUGUUCUAUGCUACACAUUAUGCCGGAUAUGGACUAUCUUUACUUUCACACAUUGGUCAAAAAGUCACGGUUGUAUUCUACAAAUAGUAUUCUAGUCUGCAUUAUUUCAAAUCCAUUGUAAUGUCAUUCGUAAACAGUGAUGCUGGAUGAACUAAA